This is a messenger RNA of Perca flavescens (yellow perch), 749 nucleotides long. RefSeq lists its product as uncharacterized. The record is from RefSeq and is a predicted model, not a curated record. Bases 13 to 630 code for a protein of 205 amino acids. NCBI's taxonomy places the organism in Eukaryota, Metazoa, Chordata, Actinopteri, Perciformes, Percidae. The transcript is spliced from 7 exons.
UUUUCAUCCAACAUGUCUUCUUUCAAGAUGAUCUUCUCUGCUGGGGCUGUGGCUGUGGCUCUGCUGGCCUUUUAUGGCCUCAAUGGAGGUCUCUACGUCAACCUGAUGAUCCUCUUUGCUGUGGCUGUGGCUGUGGCUGUGGCUCUGCCGGCCGAUCCUGAGGAGUCACCAGCCGAGGAAGAGGAAAUCCGAUUCUACGAAGCUCCAGUUUUCAAGGCUGAGAGGAUGGAGAGGCCGCUGAAAGGAGUUCCCCUUAAGUUAAGACCAGUGAGCCACUCUGGAGUCAGAGUAACUAUCGCCAAUGGAUCUCGGUGGCUCAUCCAUAAACUGAACAACAGUAGUGACUCCACUGAAAAGGUGGUGGCCAGCGCUCGAGACAUGAGGUCAAACGGGAAGGGGCUCGUCAUUAAAGGAAAGAAAUAUAUCAACUACUAUGUCAACAACUAUGGCGACUCCCCUGACACGGUGGUGAUCAGCGCUCAAGACAUGGGCUCAAACUGGACGCUUGAGGAAACAAAGGAUUUCAAGGGGAAAAAGACAGUAGGGCGCAUGUUGAGGGACGCUGGCUACGAAUACAGUCUCUCCUCUGAUAACUGUCACCAUGCCGCUAACCGAAUGAUGAAUGAUUAAACAUGUUUUCAGCUUUCUGAAAGGUUGAAGAUGCUGUUUGUUUCCUUUCUGCUGAACAGAUAAUGAAAGUGAAACCUCACAAAUAAGAUAAGAAGAUAAGAUAAGUUAUGGAGGAAAUA